CUGGGACGUGCAAGAGGCGACGGAGGGGGAGGAAGAGGAAGGGCGGAAGGCGGCGAGGAAGUCACUGCUAGGUGACGCGGACGCCCCUCGGUUGUCGUAGAUCAUCGAGUUCGGAUCUUAUACGGGUUCGCGUAUUUCGAUUCUUUCUGGGGAACUUCGCAUUUUGAGAGGGAUGGCUGGAAGGAUGUUGGCACGGUCCGUGGCACGGUUGUUAAUCAGUAAUUCUCGUUCGCAUCGGCCUCUUCCAUUUAGCUCCUACGGUGCAUUAAAUGGUAUUCAAUCACAUGUAUCCCGUGGUAUUUCUGAGUCGAGGCUUCCGUUUGCAAUGGGACUUGGCAGCACUCGCCUAUAUAGUUCUGAUAUAAGCCAGUUGCCCCAGAUUACAGAUUCCGACGUAUUGCAGCCAUUCAAAGAUUUAAUGGCUGCAAGUUGGGAUGAGCUUCCAGAUGCUGUUGUUCAUGAUGCAAAAAAUGCGUUGGCUAAAGCUAGUAAUGAUAAACAAGGCCAGGAAGCAUUGGCAAAUGUGUUUCGUGCAGCAGAGGCAGUUGAGCAAUUUGGUGGUACCUUGGUAUCUUUAAGGAUGGAGCUUGAUGAUAUAAGUGGUGUAAGUGGUGAGAAUGUUGGGCCUUUGCCAGAUGAUCUUCGAGAUGCUCUUAGUGCAGCGUACAAGCGGUAUGUUACAUACUUGGAUGCCUUUGGCACUGAUGAAGCCUACUUGAAGAAGAAAGUAGAAAUGGAGCUUGGAACCAAGAUGAUACAUUUAAAGAUGCGGUGCAGCAACCUUGGUUCUGAAUGGGGAAAGGUUACAGUGCUCGGGACUUCUGGGCUUUCAGGGUCUUAUGUUGAGCACAGAGCUUGAUUGAUGAUGACUACUGUCUGUUCCGCUGAAUGACUACCAAUAAGUGUAUGUAUUGCUUCUGGGGAAAAUGCUUUGGUUUCUUUCAUGCCUGUGAUGUUCUCUGGUGCGCACAUCCAUUGUGCAAUCAAGUGUCUAGUUUCUGCUUGUGGUAAAACGGGAGCAUCAAGCAAUAUCUUGUUUCAAUUCCGAUGCUAUCACAUGAAAAAUGUCUUCUCUUUCUAGAUCGACUGCACCCUUGCAAAUAACAAGUGGGAAUUUUUUGUUUUCA
Messenger RNA from Nymphaea colorata (pocket water lily), 1127 nucleotides. RefSeq names its product succinate dehydrogenase subunit 5, mitochondrial. Gene Ontology annotation, biological process: tricarboxylic acid cycle. The transcript has 5 exons. The coding region runs from base 173 to 859 and encodes 228 amino acids. Lineage: Eukaryota; Viridiplantae; Streptophyta; Magnoliopsida; Nymphaeales; Nymphaeaceae. The record is from RefSeq and is a predicted model, not a curated record. Gene Ontology annotation, cellular component: respiratory chain complex II (succinate dehydrogenase).